ACACAGUAUGGGUUUCAUGACAUAGUUCGGAAAUAGAAGGUCUAAAAGUUUUUUUUUGCUGCAGCUCAUGAGUGACAUAAAACGCAGAUAAAACUUGGUCCCUCUGCCCGCCUCAGUCUCUGUAGCAACAUCCCUCAGCUGACAACCGCGAGCCACGCCCCCAUCCGUUCAAUCUUCCGCGUAGUGCUCUUUCAGACCGCCUCAGCCUCCGUAGGAAAGAGCCCCGCCUGCCAGGAAAGAGCUCUGUAGAGUUCCGGCAUGAAGCCACCGCAGAGACGGCGGAAGGUCCCAGCACGCUACAUAGGUGAAGCUACCGGUCCCACAGCUUGGAGCCCCCGCGAGAUGCGGCAUCUACUGAGACUACUUCAGGCUCGGCGGGACCAGCCGGAGCCAGACGCCGCGGAGCUCGCCAAGGAGCUGCGAGGCCGGAGCGAGGCCGAGAUCCGCCGCUUUAUCCAGCAGCUCAAAGGCCGGGUGGUUCGAGAGGCCAUUCAGAAGGUUCAACCACGUGGCAGACAGGGUCCAAGGCGUCAAGAAACACAGCUCCCAGCCCCCAUAGAGGUAUGGAUGGAUCUUGCUGAGAAACUAACAGGCCCACUGGAGGAAGCCCUGACUGCAGCUUUCUCCCAGGUGCUCACCAUUGCUGCUGCAGAACCUCUCAGCCUCCUGCACUCUAAGCCAGGAAAGCCAACAAAGGCCUGUGGAAAGGCACUGGUGUUCUUGAACACCCAAGAUGGACAGAAGGAUCCUACCCCUGAAGGUUCUGGGCCUGUCCCUAUGACUGCUGCUGACCCCACUCGGGAGGCCUCUGUCCCUGACCCUAAGGCCUCUGGUAUCAACCCUGAGACCUCUGGCCUUACCUCAGAGGUCACUGUCCCUGACCCUGAUGCCCCAACCAAGUCCCUGGCUGGAUCCUCCACAGAGAGAGACUUUGCUGUGGACUUUGAGAAGAUCUACAAAUACCUCUCCUUCUCCUCCCGGGGUGGCCGUGGCCCUGAGCUCUCAGCAGCUGAGUCAGCUGUGGUCCUUAACCUGCUCAUGUCACUUCCAGAGGAACUGUCCCACCUGCCUUGCACAGCCCUGGUGGAACAUAUGACCAAAACAUAUGAUCAACUGAUGGCUCCCCAGACUUCUCUCCCUGGAGAGACGAGCCACAGGCCUGGGACUGAAGAUGGAGGGACUGGCUCCACGGGGCCAGAGGAGCCUGACCAAGCCAGUCCUCAGGCUUCUGAGCCCACAGAACCCAGGCUAGCCUGGAAAGCUGUUGGGAUCUGUCCACUGAACCCAUUCCUGGUACCCCUAGACCUCUUGAGCCGGGUCCCCACCCCUACGAGGUGAAAGAUACAGCAGAUGAGAUAUUCUGAUUUUGGUCCAGAACAUCCAUCAAGCAUCACUGGUACUGGUGGUCAGGAACAUGAUUGUGGAUGUCCUGACACAGUGUCCAGCCAUAAGCUAAUCCUUCUGAUGCUGCAUACACCAGCAGCCUCAGAAAGUGAAGCACGGUUGUAUCGAAUGGGGAUUUAAGACUCACAAAGGCAGAAUUCCCGGACUGGUAGAUUGGGGCAAGUGUCCCUAGCCCCACUGUGCCUUGUUCUCUGCUGUAAUAGUACCACAUCAUCAUCCCUCUGUGUGUGGUGCUUGCAUUUAGAUUCCCCUCAGCACACCCUCCCCCACCUCAACUGACCACUAUAAGGUUCUCUUCACCUUUUCCUGGGAUGUCCUGUAACCCUGAAUAAAGCUAUCAUCUAACUA
Messenger RNA from Grammomys surdaster, 1752 nucleotides. It is a transcript of the gene Snapc2, whose product is annotated as small nuclear RNA activating complex polypeptide 2. The record is from RefSeq and is a predicted model, not a curated record. The coding region runs from base 259 to 1338 and encodes 359 amino acids. Gene Ontology annotation, molecular function: RNA polymerase II general transcription initiation factor activity. Gene Ontology annotation, biological process: snRNA transcription. The transcript is spliced from 5 exons. NCBI's taxonomy places the organism in Eukaryota, Metazoa, Chordata, Mammalia, Rodentia, Muridae. Gene Ontology annotation, cellular component: nuclear body.